This is a messenger RNA of Rhagoletis zephyria (snowberry fruit fly), 799 nucleotides long. RefSeq names its product prefoldin subunit mgr (gene mgr). Gene Ontology annotation, molecular function: tubulin binding. Gene Ontology annotation, biological process: microtubule-based process; tubulin complex assembly; protein folding. Lineage: Eukaryota; Metazoa; Arthropoda; Insecta; Diptera; Tephritidae. Gene Ontology annotation, cellular component: cytoplasm; prefoldin complex. The record is from RefSeq and is a predicted model, not a curated record.
AUACUUUCUUAAAUAUGGAACAUUCCAAUUUGCUACAGCUCUAGCUCUGACCUUCUGGUAUUCAUUUCAUCUAUUUGAAGUGCAAAUCCGAAUAUAGAAAUAUGACUGGCAUAAUAGACUCUGUAGAAAUGCCAAAAUUGCCGGAUAAUCAAAAGUCUUUCGCAGGUAUACCAGAAGCUGUGUUUUUGGAGGAAAUUGAUACAUUCAUGUCACAACCAGAAAAUGAAGAUAAUUGUGAAAAAGUAUUGCAGAGAUUAGAUGAACAACAUAGCAAAUAUAGAUUCAUGGCGUAUAACCUAGAAGCGAGGCGUCGUAAACUCAAAUCACAAAUACCAGACUUGCAACGUUCUUUAGAGAUGAUAAAUGUUCUUAGACAAGAGAAAGAAGAGCGCGAAACGCAAUUUCUCCUUAGUGAUCAGGUUUUUAUAAAAACCCUUGUACCACCAACGAAAACAGUGUGUCUUUGGCUCGGCGCUAGUGUCAUGUUGGAAUAUCCACUAGACGAAGCCGAAGAACUCUUGAAACAAAAUAUGAACUCUGCAAUUAUAAACCUCAAGACGGUUGAACAUGAUCAAGAUUUUCUGAGGGAUCAAUUGACGACCACCGAAGUAAAUAUGGCUCGGGUCUAUAACUGGGGUGUAAAAAAACGACAAGCUGCUGCAAAAACGAAUGUUUCCACCACCUCAUAAUUAAAAAAAAAAUCAUUUCAAUCUAUUAUUAACGAGAAAAUUUGAGGGCAACAUGCUUUGUAUAACUUCGACUCUUCAUGAGUAAAUGACUAAAAUUUUAAGCUGUAACA